Messenger RNA from Haliaeetus leucocephalus (bald eagle), 597 nucleotides. Its product is annotated as actin-1-like. The record is from RefSeq and is a predicted model, not a curated record. NCBI's taxonomy places the organism in Eukaryota, Metazoa, Chordata, Aves, Accipitriformes, Accipitridae. The transcript has 2 exons. The coding region runs from base 1 to 597 and encodes 198 amino acids.
AUGGGGACCAAGCCGGUGGAGAGGUACAAGGCUUUGUGUGCCGUCGUCAUCGACACGGGGACGGGCCACACCAGGAGCGGGCUGGCCGGGGACGAGCAGCCGCGGUCGGUGGUGCCCAGCCGGGCGGGGGGCAGCCCCGUCCUCACCCACGGCGUGGUCACCGACUGGGACGGGCUGGAGGAGCUGUGGCACCGAAUCCUCUACCAGGAGCUGGGCGUCUGCCCCGAGGAGGUGGCGGUGCUGGCCACGGACGCCCCGCUCUCUCCCAUCGCCAACCGGGAGAAGGUGGCCGAGCUACUCUUCGAGGGCUUCGGGGUGCCGGCCAUGCUGGUGCUGCCCCGCUCCCUGCUCGCCGCCUACUCCUACGGCCACACCGCCGGCGUGGUGGUGGGCUCCGGUGCCGGCACCUCCUACGCGGCGGGGGUGCGGGAGGGCUACGCACUGCCCCACGCCACCUUCCGCCUCGACGUGGCCGGGGACGCCCUCACCCUCUACCUGGGCCGGCUGCUGGGGUCCCGCGGGGUCCACCUCGACGCCGACCCCCUGCGCCGCUUGAAGGAGACCUGCUGCUUGCCCUCAGGGGACCGACACCUGUGA